Gadus chalcogrammus (walleye pollock) is the source of this 3973-nucleotide messenger RNA. RefSeq names its product RNA-binding protein 15-like. Bases 191 to 2740 code for a protein of 849 amino acids. Lineage: Eukaryota; Metazoa; Chordata; Actinopteri; Gadiformes; Gadidae. Gene Ontology annotation, biological process: regulation of alternative mRNA splicing, via spliceosome. Gene Ontology annotation, molecular function: mRNA binding. Gene Ontology annotation, cellular component: nucleus. The transcript has a single exon. The record is from RefSeq and is a predicted model, not a curated record.
CAAGUGGCCUCCGUAGAGCCAAUCCUCUUCUUCCACUGAUACGUGGGCGUCAUCAGUAGUGAGUAGUCCAAGAUGGCGGACGUGAAGCUGCACUAUUACUAAAACCACAUUUAGUUCGUCAAGUUAACUUUAUGAAUAGGGUGCGUCACUAAAGUGUACUUUCUUACACUGGACCAUCAUCCACUUUGAAAUGAAAGGGAAAGAACGAUCGCCGCUGAAAAAACGCUCACGGAUAAUCGAUGAUCUCCGAGAUCGCGGAGGCCACCUCACCAAGAAGCUAGGUCCACUGUCGGGCACCAGCAGCGGCAGCAACAACGGGAAUAGUUCGGUUAACAGUCACAUUUCUGCAAGAAGAAGUUUGCCGAGCGAAAAGAGGGACAUGAGGGACGCGGAAGGACACCACACGGGCCGGACUGGGGCCAACCAUGACUAUGGAAGUAACAACGCCAGCUCCAGCAACAAAGUGCACGGUAGCAUUGACCUCGCUACCGAGGCCAGCUCCGCUCCCCGGACCAAUGCACGCGGCGACGCGCGGACCCCCAGCUCCGAGAGUGAGUACAAGACGCUUAAAAUCAGUGAGCUGGGGUCGCAGUUGAACGACGAAGAAAUUGAAGACGGACUAUUUCAUGAAUUCAAAAAAUUCGGAGAUGUAAGUGUCAAAAUAAGUCGAGUUGGCGACCAGAGGGUGGCGUUUGUGAAUUUCAGAAGGCCCGACGACGCCAAGGCGGCCAAACACGCACGCGGCAAGUUGGUGCUCUACGAUCGACCACUGAAAAUUGAGCCCGUGUUCAUGAAUCGUCGUAGAAGCCGUUCUCCCGUGUCGAGUUAUCCUCCCGGGCACCGUAACGUACAUGCCCAAAGAGCCAUGUCACCCACUGGUUUAGGCUACAGAGACUACCGACUACAGCAGCUAGCGCUGGGCCAUCUCCCCCCGCCUCAUGUGCCACCACCACCCAUCCACCUAAGGGACCUAGAAAGAGACAGAGAGUUUUCUAUUUUCGAAAACCGGAACAGGCCUCCCUUUAUCCCCGAGUGUGCCCCUUUCAGAGAGGAGGAUCUCAUGUCCCCUGAAGACGACCAGAGAGCAAACCGGACGUUGUUCUUAGGAAACCUUGACAUUACUGUGACUGAUCAGGAUCUGCGCAGGGCGUUUGACAGAUUCGGUGUCAUUACCGAAGUGGACAUAAAGCGGGCAGUGCGCGGACAGAACAGCACUUAUGGCUUUUUAAAGUUUGAAAAUCUUGACAUGGCCCACCGGGCCAAAGUGGCCAUGUCGGGGAAAGUGGUGGGUCGCAACCCUAUUAAAGUGGGCUACGGUAAAGCCACGCCUACGACCAGGCUUUGGGUCGGGGGGCUCGGGCCCUGGGUUCCGGUGGCGGCUCUUGCCCGAGAGUUUGACCGCUUCGGUACCAUCAGGACUAUAGACUACAGAAAGGGAGACCCCUGGGCCUACAUCCAGUACGAGAGCCUCGACGCUGCCCAGGCCGCCUGCACCCACAUGCGUGGCUUCCCCCUGGGUGGCCCAGACCGGAGACUGAGGGUGGACUUUGCAGAGACGGAGCAGCGGUACCUGCAGCAGUACAUGCAGCACCUCCCCCUGCCCCCCUACGACCUGGUCCCGGAGGCCUUCGACCACCGCCCGCCCCCGGAGUCCCUGAGGGUCCGUGAGAGGUCUCCGCCCGGCCCCCUGCGCUUCAGAGAGAGGGACCUCUACCCCGGCAACGACUGGCCCGGCCUCGACGUCCACGACCGGGCCCGUGGUCCGGGCUUCGAGCCCAUCGACCACCUGGAGAGACGCGCCCGGGAGACGUGGUCCCUGGAGCGUGAGCUGCGAGACCGCAAGCGGAGACCCCUGGACGACGGCCGGCGCCCCGACCGCUCGCCGAACGGCGGGGACUUUGUUCGCCGUCGCCGCGGGAACUCGCUGGAGCGCAGCCCCGGCGGAAUGGGCCGCUACGGGGACCCGGAGCGGGGCCCCCACCCAGGCAGACUCUCUCCUGGCAGGGAGCACCAGAGCCUGGACCCGACCGGGCCCUCAGAGAAGAGGAGGAGGACGCUCAGCCCCCCCGCGGCCCCGGGCACCAGCACGGACAGAGACCGCAAGCGCAAGGCCGGGGACCCGUGUCGGAGCCCCAUGCGUAGGGGGGACCCCUCCCACCCGCCUUUCCUCUCCAACAACUCGUCCUCCAAGGCGGCGCUGCCCUCAAAGCAAGGGGCGGGGUCCCAGAAGCUGUCCCAGGCCUGGCAGGGCGUGCUCCUGCUGAAGAACAGCAGCUUCCCCACCACCGUGCACCUGCUCCAGGGGGACAUGGCGGUGCCGGCCUCCCUGCUGGUGGAAGGCACCAAAGGCGGCCCGGUGUCCCAGCUGAAGAUCAGCCAGCGUCUGCGCCUGGACCAGCCCAAGUUGGACGAGGUGAGCCGCCGCAUCAAGGCCUCGGGGCCCGCCGGCCACGCCGUCCUGCUCGCCGUCCCGGGGAAGACGGAGGACGGGCGCCAGGACAGCAGCAACAGCUCCACGGAGAGGCCGCUGAAGAACCUGGUGUCCUACCUGAAGCAGAAGGAGGCGGCGGGGGUGAUCAGCCUCCCUGUGGGGGGCAACCGAGACAAGGAGCGCACGGGGGUCCUCCACGCGUUCCCACCGUGCCCGUUCUCGGAGCAGUUCCUGGACGCGUCCUCCAAGGCCUUCGCCCGCUCAGAGGAGGAGUACCUGCUGAUGAUCGUUAUCAGAGGAGCCUCCUGAGUGUGCUCGUCCCCCCACCCCCCCCCCCCAAGAAUGGUUGUCUUUUAACAACUGAGCACUGCUAUUUUUUUUUAUUCUAUGAGUUGCAUAACUAGGCGGGUGGAACAGUCCAUCCUUCCAGGUGGAAUACAUAGAUGUGAUUUAGCGUUUGAGUGUCGGACUGCUUAAGAGAAAAAAUGUCGAGGCUUUGAUUUUUAAUUAACUUCCAGGGCGGCCUGUACUCCAUUCAGCCGAAGCAAAGUUUGUAGUCGGCCAAUAUUUCACGAUGCAUUGUAUUUAGCUGAAGGAUUUGAUUAGUAUGAAUUAACGCCCCCCCCCCCAUUCAUUUCCACCCCAAAAAAAGCUAACUACAUUGAGAACAAGGCUUUUUGUUGUAUCAAUCUUUGUUGCCGCAGUAGAGUUUAAGUUCAUUCCUUAAGUCUGUCAUUAUGUUGACCAACUGUACAAAAGAAAAUUUAUAAAAAUCUAUUUGACAACUCAAAAAGUAUAACUCAAUGUGUUAUGGUUUGCAAGUGUCAAGAACAGUUAAAGUACGAUGAAGAUUUCUGUGAAGCCAUUGCAGUCAAUGUUUUUUUUUUUCUAUUCAGAUUUCAUGCAAACAUAAGAUGCUAAAGGAACCCAACUCAUUAUUUGACAUCUCUACCUUUACUCGGUCAAACUCACACAAUCUGAGAAGCAACUUUUAAGCAUAAUUUAAUUGUUAAAUAUACAAAUAUUAGGCCUAAUUAAUUACUAUUGGGCUUUCACAAGGUUCCCUGAUUGUUUGUCAUUCCAUAUUAUGUUGACUUGCAUUGUAAGAAGUGUUUAUUGAAUAAGUCAUGGGUGAAGUGUGUUAUUGGCUAAACUUCUUUGGGGAUAAAGAUUUCAUCAGUCCGAUAAUGGUUUUGUAAAUACUGUGACCAUCUAGAUGUGGUAGGCUUCAUGAGCUGGUAUGGAAACCACACUUUAACUAGCAAAUUGGUUAAAUUCAAAUAGGGUUUCCCUACAGUCCUACCAUACCAUUUGGCGUCUAAUCAUAGUAAUCUUUCAUUGGACAACUAAUCAAACAUUUCUAAUCUUCAUUUGCUAAAGUUAAUCAAUACUGAUCAUUCAAGGGCAUUCAUUUAUUGUCCGCAACUAUUAAGAAAUAUGAUCUUUGGUCAAAUUGUUGUUAGUGCUGGUUGGAAUUUUUUUUAAUUGAAAUCUUAACAAGUGACUCAUCAGUUGGUCAACCUACCGGUCAGAUAAUUGAUU